Messenger RNA from Priapulus caudatus, 446 nucleotides. RefSeq names its product RNA-binding motif protein, X-linked 2-like. The transcript is spliced from 3 exons. Gene Ontology annotation, biological process: mRNA splicing, via spliceosome. The record is from RefSeq and is a predicted model, not a curated record. Lineage: Eukaryota; Metazoa; Priapulida; Priapulimorpha; Priapulimorphida; Priapulidae. Gene Ontology annotation, cellular component: precatalytic spliceosome; U2 snRNP; catalytic step 2 spliceosome. Gene Ontology annotation, molecular function: RNA binding. The coding region runs from base 75 to 446 and encodes 123 amino acids.
UAUACCGUACGAGCGACACUGUGUUUCUGUUGAGGUUUUGUGAUUACAUCUCAUAAGUUACGUUACAAACUACAAUGAAUCCGUUAACAAAUGUAAGGAACAUCAACAAGUUAAACGAGACAGAAAUAAAGCUAGGUAUAUCAGGGAAGAACUCGUGGCACAACCAGUAUAAAGACAGUGCUUGGAUCUUUAUUGGUGGACUACCGUAUGAUCUGACUGAAGGGGAUAUUAUAUGUGUGUUUUCCCAGUAUGGUGAAAUAGCGAACAUAAAUCUGGUACGUGACAAGAAGACCGGAAAAACAAAAGGCUUCUGUUUUCUUUGUUAUGAAGAUCAACGAAGUACGAUUCUUGCUGUGGACAACUUUAACAGCACAAAGGUAUGCCAUGUUUCAGGAACGUUACCAAUCCAUUUAAUCCCGCUUUUAUUUACGAAAACAUUAUUAUAA